CUCCACUCAGAUUGCAUUCAGAAAGCCAUUGAGAUAUGCAGCGAAUGUUUGAUUUUGCUAAAUGGCACCGAUCAAAACAGCAAAGACCAAUUUGAUUCAGCACUGUUACAAUUUUACAGCGACAUCUAUACCGUUCUUUUCAGCGCUUAUCGUCAUAUCUCUGACUACAUAAGUGCGAAAAGAUACGGAAGGAAACUGUUUGACUUAUACAGAGGGUAUGGAAUUAUGUUUUAUAAACUUGGCGAAAGCCUAAAAGCAAAGGAAUAUUUUGAGAGGGCCCUUGCCAUAACAACUAAAAUCGGCGACAGACGAGGGGAAGCAUCAUGUUAUGGAAACCUAGGCACUGUGUUUGAGUCACUUGGCCAAUACGACAAGGCUGAAGAGUAUCUCCAAAAAGCGCUUGUCAUCAGAACUGAAAUUGAUGACAGAGAAGGGGAGGCAACUGACUACGGAAACCUUGGUACUGUGUUUACGUAACUUGGCCAAUACGACAAGGCUGAAGAGUAUCUCCAAAAAGCACUUCUCAUCAGAACUGAAAUUGGCGACAGACAAGGGGAGGCAACUGACUACGGAAACCUAAGUACUGUGUUUCUGUCCGUUGGCCAAUACGACAAGGCUGAAGAGUAUCUCCAAAAAACGCUUGUCAUCAAAACUGAAAUUGGCGACAGACAAGGGGAAGCAACAUGUUAUGGAAACCUAAGUACUGUGUUUAUGUCGCUUGGCCAAUACGACAAGGCUGAAGAGUAUCUCCAAAAAGCGCUUGUCAUCAGAACUGAAAUUGGCGACAGACGAGGGGAAGCAUCAUGUUAUGGAAACCUAGGUACUGUGUUUAAGUCGCUUGGCCAAUACGACAAGGCUGAAGAGUAUCUCCAAAAAGCGCUUGUCAUCAGAACUGAAAUUGGCGACAGACGAGGGGAAGCAUCAUGUUAUGGAAACCUAGGUACUGUGUUUACGUCGCUUGGCCAAUACGACAAGGCUGAAGAGUAUCUCCAAAAAGCGCUUGUCAUCAGAACUGAAAUUGGCGACAGACCAGGGGAAGCAACAUGUUAUGGAAACCUAGGUACUGUGUUUAUAUCGCUUGGCCAAUACGACAAGGCUGAAGAGUAUCUCCAAAAAGCGCUUGUCAUCAGAACUGAAAUUGGCGACAGACGAGGGGAAGCAUCAUGUUAUGGAAACCUAGGUACUGUGUUUCUGUGUUUAAGUCUGAAGAGUAUCUCCAAAAAGCGCUUCAGAACAAAUACGACAAGGCUGAAGAGUAUUUCAAAAAGCGCUUGUCAUCAAAAAGGCUGAAAUUGGCGACAGACGAAAUUGGGACAGAAGGGAAGCAUCAUGUUAUGGAAACCUGGGUACUGUGUUUCUGUCCGUUAGCCAAUACGACAAGGCUGAAGAGUAUCUCCAAAAAACGCUUGUCAUCAAAACUGAAAUUGGCGACAGACAAGGGGAAGCAUCAUGUUAUGGAAACCUGGGUACUGUGUUUCUGUCCGUUAGCCAAUACGACAAGGCUGAAGAGUAUCUCCAAAAAGCGCUUGUCAUCAGAACUGAAAUUGGCGACAGAGAAGGGGAGGCAACAUGUUAUGGAAACCUAGGUAAUGUGUUUCAGUCGCUUGCUCAAUACGACAGGGCUGAAGAGUAUCUCCAAAAAGCGCUUGUCAUCACAACUGAAAUUGGCGACAAAAAUGGAGAAGGAGCAUGUUAUGGAAACCUAAGUAAUGUGUUUCAGUUGCUCGGAGAAUACGACAAGGCUAAAGAGUAUCUCUACAAAGCGCUUGUCAUCAGAACUGAAAUUGGCGACAGACAAGGGGAGGCAACUGACUAGGGAAACCUAGGUACUGUGUUUACGUCGCUUGGCCAAUACGACAAGGCUGAAGAGUAUCUCCGAAAAGCGCUUGUCAUCACAACUGAAAUUGGCGACAGAGAAGGGGAGGCAACUGACUACGGAAGCCUAGGUUCUGUGUUUAAGUCGCUUGGCCAAUACGACAAGGCUGAAGAGUAUUUCCAAAAAGCGCUUGUCAUCAGAACUGAAAUUGGCAACAGACGAGGGGAAGCAUCAUGUUAUGGAAACCUAGGUACUGUGUUUACGUCGCUUGGCCAAUACGACAAGGCUGAAGAGUAUCUCCAAAAAGCGCUUGUCAUCAGAACUGAAAUUGGCGACAGACGAGGGGAAGCAUCAUGUUAUGGAAACCUAGGUACUGUGUUUAAGUCGCUUGGCCAAUACGGCAAGGCUGAAGAGUAUCUCCAAAAAGCGCUUGUCAUCAGAACUGAAAUUGGCGACAGAGAAGGGGAGGCAACUGACUACGAAAACCUAGGUACUGUGUUUACGUCGCUUGGCCAGUACGACAAGGCUAAAGAGUAUCUCCAAAAAGCGCUUGCCAUCCAAACUAAAAUUGGUGAUAAGGAAGGGGAAGCAACAGUUCUUGGAAACCUUGGAAUUUUUUUUAGAACUGUUGGUGAUUUUGAAGCUUCGGAAAUAUGCUUGGAGAAAGCUUUAUUCAUAUCCGGAGAUAUUGGAGAUGGAAGAAGAGAGUUUGAAAUCCUCCGAGAACACGCCGUUUUGUAUUUAUAUCAAUAUAAAAUCAAAGACUCCCUGUCGUGUCUUCAUCUGUGCAUUGAAAAGUAUGAGGAGCUGAGAUAUCUCUUGGGCGCCAAUGAUCAGUUCAAAACAUCAUUUCUGGAGAACACAGGAAUGUUUCCCUACAAGCUGCUUUGUACUUUGCUUUGUGACAUCGGAAAUGCUCGGGAUGCUCUUUAUGUUGAGGAGUUGGGUCGAGCUAGAGGCCUAUCAGACUUAAUGGCAGAGAAGUACUCGGUUGACACGCACAUCUCUGCUAAUCCACAAUCUUGGUUUGGCAUUGAGAACAUUUUAAGAAAGAAAAAUAACUGUACUUGUCUGUACAUUUCUUAUUUUCAUCGUCUGCAUUUGUGGAUCUUGAAAACAAGUGGAAUCCUUCACCACAGAAGAGUAUCACCAGAAGAGAAUCUAGUUCAGGCUGGGUUGCCCAGAGAUUUGUCUUUGAGUCAAUUUUUGGAUGAUAAUUUCCGGAGUCUUGGUAUUUUGCCCACUAAAGAUUGUGAAGAUCGGUCUUUAAAUACGAUUAAAUUGCAACCUCUCUCCCCCGCGCAAAAGAGCUCAGCAAGAUUGCGACUUAUGGAGGAGGACGAGGACGAGGACGAGGACGAGGACGAGAAAGUGAUUUCAAGUCUAUAUUUGUGUUACAAAAUGUUCAUUGCCCCCGUUUAUGAUUUGCUUGAUGAGCCUGAAGUCAUUAUUGUUCCUGACCGCAGGUUGUACAAAGUUCCCUUUGCUGCCCUGAGUGAAAAGGAGGGAGCCGAAUACUUGUCAGAGACGCAUAAGAUCCGUAUCAUUCCUUCGUUGACAACACUCAAGAACAUCCAAGAUAGUCCAGAGGACUAUCACAGCAACACUGGCGCCUUAGUAAUAGGCAAUCCCAAGGUUAAUUGGCUGCAACCAUUGCCAGCUGCAAGAAAGGAAGCGGAGAUGGUCGGAAGACUGGUCGGUGUUCCGCCUCUAGUUGAAGAGAAAGCAACGAAGCAGGCGGUACUUGAGCAGAUAAGUUCAGUGAGCUUGAUACAUUUUGCUGCCCAUGGUGACGCGGAAAGAGGAGAAAUUGCACUCUCCCCCAUUCCUACUCCCAACAGUCAAAACGCUAUCCCACCGCGGGAAGCUUACAUGUUGACGAUGGCUGAUGUUUCACGAGUGAAAGUCAGAGCUAAACUGGUGGUACUUAGCUGCUGUCACAGUGGAAGUGGAGAGAUAAAAGCCGAGGGAGUUAUAGGAAUUGCUCGUGCGUUCUUAGGAUCUGGUGCUCGCUCGGUGUUGGUUGCGCUGUGGGCCAUUCCAGACUCAGCAACAGAGCAGCUGAUGAGUCGGUUCUACGAACACCUCAUUGAAGGAGGAAGUGCCAGUGAAUCCCUUCAUCAGGCCAUGAAGUGGAUGAGAAAAAACGGCUUGAACAGAAUUUCUGAGUGGGCUUCGUUUACGCUGAUUGGAGAUGAUGUGAGACUCGAGUUUGACAACCAG
This is a messenger RNA of Pocillopora meandrina, 4039 nucleotides long. NCBI's taxonomy places the organism in Eukaryota, Metazoa, Cnidaria, Anthozoa, Scleractinia, Pocilloporidae. The record is from the annotation of a GenBank genome assembly.